Pelodiscus sinensis (Chinese soft-shelled turtle) is the source of this 1111-nucleotide messenger RNA. The record is from RefSeq and is a predicted model, not a curated record. Lineage: Eukaryota; Metazoa; Chordata; Testudines; Trionychidae.
CACAUGAACCCCAUAACCAGGACUUGCUGGGACCACCAGCAGCCCACUCAGGGCUGGGCUGAAUUUACUGGGGAUUGAUCUGCCCAGGGUUAGGGUGUUCUCCUCCCACCCCUUUCUUCUGGGAACCUCCUCCCUGCUUGGAGAGAGGGGCAGGGCAUUUCUCAACAGGGUGAGUCGAGCUGCUCAGUCUGAGACUGGACUCUACGGAAACAGGAGUAGGAGACGGUUCCCAUGGCUGGGCCUUGGUGGUCCGUGGGUGUGAAUGUCUCAGCGCUGCCCUCCAAUGAGACCUCAGGCUGUGGGGAACAAGCCGACUUCCAGUAUGUGCUGUUUCCUGUGGUUUACAGCCUGGUCUUUGUGCUUGGCCUGGCCGGAAACCUCUCUGUGCUCUGGUAUUUCCUGCGCACCAGGACGGCCACUGUCCCUGCCAACAUCUUCCUGGCCAACCUGGCGGCCCUCGACCUGCUCUUCGUGCUGACACUGCCCUUCCGCGUGGCCUACCAUGCCUUGGGCAAUGACUGGGUGUUCGGGGAGGCCCUGUGCAAGGUCACCGGCUGCCUCUUUUACGGCAACCUGUUUGGCCACCUGCGCCUGCGCCGGCCCCUCUACCGUGUGGCUGGCUGCUUGGCCAUCUGGGCCCUGCUGGUAGCGACCCUGCUCUACCUGGCACUGCGCGGCCCCCUGACGCGGCCUUUUCCUGGCGGACGCCUAGCCUGCCUGGAGAACUUCUCCAGCGACUCUUGGAAGGGCCGGAUCUCGGGGGUCAGCCUCUUUGCUGCCGCCGUGGGCUUCCUGCUGCCGCUGGCACUGAUUGGCAUCUGCUACCCGCUCAUCGCCCGCCGGCUGCUGCAGACUCCAGGCCUAGCACCUGGUUCGCAGGUUGUCCGGCGCAAGGCGCUGCGCACGGUGCUGGUGGUGCUGGCUGUGUUUCUCCUCUGCUUUGCGCCCUACCACCUCACCCAGGUGGUGCACACGCUGUGGCGCCUAGGGGUGCUGAGGGGCUGCCCGCUCAUACGCGGCACCUAUGUUGCUCGCCGCCUCACCAUGGCCCUGACCAGCCUCAAUGCCUGCCUGGACCCACUGGUGUAUUACUGUGCAGCUGAGCGCUUCG